Molecule: messenger RNA, 6917 nt
Organism: Coregonus clupeaformis (lake whitefish)
Lineage: Eukaryota; Metazoa; Chordata; Actinopteri; Salmoniformes; Salmonidae
Product: kinesin-like protein KIF26A
Exons: 14
Coding region: 1122-6218 (1698 amino acids)
Biological process (GO): microtubule-based movement
Molecular function (GO): microtubule motor activity; microtubule binding; ATP binding
Source: RefSeq, a predicted model, not a curated record
CUACUGCCACUGUGUCCCAGCAACAGUGGGAGCAAGAAUUUACUUUUUCCCCACCUCCAAGUGGAUUCUUUCCCCCUCUCUUCCCUUCAUCCUUCUCCUGGAGUUGCGCCGUCUCCCAGUGCCUGACUGUGGGGAGAGAGAGGAGGAGUGGAACGGAAUGGCAUGAGAUUGCUCCAGAGUUUAAGAGAGACUGAAGGGUAACCAGAGUAAGAUAGAAAGGGGUAGCGAGAGAGGGAGAGGGAGAGGUAGGUGAGAGAAGGGAGGAAAAGAUGAGGAAGGAGUCAAUAAUGAAUGAAUAGGGAUUGAGAGAAGGCAUGCUGGCAAGAGUGCUUAGAUGGAGCGAGAGAGGGAGUGGAAAACUGUGAUAGAGAGAGCGCUAUUGGAAGGUGCGUGGUUGGAGUUUAUACGUGGAGAAAGGGAUCAGAGCGAAGAAGGGAAAAAAAUAGGAAAGAUAUUGAUACAAGAACAGAAAAGUGUAGAAGACGAGAGGCGAAAGAAUGGAAUAGAGAAUGAUGAGAUGUGGAGCUGUGGUGACAGAACUGCAAAGCGAAAGAGUUUGUAAUCCAGGAAGGAACUGAGAGGAGGCACUUCUACUUUCUGGACUGCGUUUCUGUACCUGGGGGAUUUCUACUGGCCUGAGCACUUUGUCCUCCCACUGCGCAUAGGAGGCUAUUGGAAAAAAAGAUGAUCGGUCUCAAGGUUGGACCAAGCCUUACUCCACAUUUCCCUCAAUAAGCGAAAACUUUGGCGGACCCCUCUUCCCCCUCGCCCCUCUCUGGGACCGCCGCACUCCCCGUCACGUUUGCCACCAUUGACACCCGUUGCCAUGCGUCCGCCCCCCCUCUUCCAACUUCACCAGUUUCCACGACACCCCACCGUUCGGAGCUCAAUCAAUUGGAACCCCCGACAAUAGUAUGCGUGGCCAAGCGGACCAUACCCGCCUUCGAGCGCCGAGAGUGCUCGUGAAUACGAUUUCUCCUCCCCCUGCAUUAAAAACGAUUCCACCCCUUCUGAACUGCGCUCACAUGUCGGGACUAUGGAAUACACCUGCUUGAAAUUAGGAUGAUUAUGGGAAAGCGGAAGUUUCGUCACAUCUACGAUUUGUGGCUAGGAACUAGAUAAUGGAUUGGAGAGAACUGACCGCCCAAAACCUUAGCCUCUCCUCCAAGCGAAAGAAGCCCCAGCAGCCUCAGCCCCAGUCUCUGCCCGAAACCGCUGAGCCCCUGGUCUACACAGGUGGCUUCAGCGGCGCCCUGCAGCUGUCCCCGCCUGCUGUGCCGCCAUGCCUCUUCCGGGCGGGGUUAAAGGUCAAGGACACCCCGGGGAUGGGAAAGGUCAAAGUGAUGGUGCGUAUCUGCUCUGCCCAGGGCUUCAGCGACACCUCAGAGUCCAGGUCGUUUCUAAAGGUUGACGCCCGCAAGAAGCAGCUCACCCUCUGCGAAACGCCUGCUAACAGUCACUCCAGUGCAGCCCAGAGGCGCACCGCUGCAGCCGCCCCCAAGAUGUUCACUUUCAACACGGUCUUCUCCCAGGAUGCCUCACAAGCUGAGGUAUGCUCGGGGACGGUGGCGGAGGUCAUCCAAUCGGUGGUGAACGGUGCAGACGGCUGCGUCUUCUGCUUCGGCCAUGCCAACCUCGGUAAAACAUACACCAUGAUUGGUCGGGACUGCUCCACACAGAGCCUGGGCGUGGCUCCCUGCGCCAUCUCCUGGCUCUUCAAACUCAUCGAGGAGCGCAGGGAGAAGGCUGGGGCACGCUUCUCGGUCCGUGUGUCGGCUGUGGAGAUUUCUGGCCUGGAUGAGGCGCUGACCGACUUGCUGUCCGAUGUGUCCACUGGCAGCCUGCAGGAUGGCCAGUCCCCAGCGGUGUAUCUGCGCGAAGACCCCAUCUGCGGAUCACAGCUCCAGAACCAGAUUGAGUUGCAUGCGGCCACUGCAGAGCGGGCAGCCUACUUUCUGGAUGCAGCCCUGGCGGCCCGAAGCACCAGCCACCCUCACUGCGACAAGGAUGUGAGGAGGAACUCUCACAUGCUCUUCACCCUCCACGUCUACCAGUACAGCAUGGAAAAGAGUGCCAAAGGAGGAAUGUCUGGCGGCCGUAGUCGUCUGCACUUGCUGGAUCUGGGCAGCUGUGAGACGGACAUAAGUCGAACCCGAGAAGGAGGUGGAGGUCAGUGUCUGUCACUUUCUGCUCUGGGAAACAUCAUCCUCGCCCUGGCCAAUGGGGCCAAGCACGUUCCCUACAGGGAUAGUAAGCUCACCAUGUUGCUGAGAGAAUCUCUGGGCAACAUCAACUGCCGAACCACCAUGAUAGCACACAUCUCUGACUCACCAACCAAUUACAUGGAGACUCUAACCACGGUGCAGCUGGCCUCGCGUAUCCACCACAUGAGGAAGAAGAAAUCCAAGUAUACAUUCAGCUCCUCUGGUGGCGAGAGUUCCUGCGAGGAAGGACGAAUCCACAAGCCACACUUGAGGCCCGGAGAACCAAGAACCAUGGCCCUUGACCCGGAUAUGCCCACAUUGCUGUCCAGUGACCCGGACUACUCAUCCAGCAGUGAGCACUCCUGCGACACGGUCAUUUACGUCGGGCCUGGUGGGGCCGCUAUUUUUGAUAGAGAGCUCAGUGACAACGAAGGCCCACCUUCCUUUGUUCCCAUUAUUCCCUCACUAAACAGGAAGUGCUGCAAAGACACCCAACAGCCAGAGGUGGAAUACUUCAAGUGCAACACAUUUGCGGAGCUCCAAGAGAGACUGGAGUACAUUGAUGGCAGCGAGGGCCCAGCUGCCUUCACUGGGGAGGGCAAGGGGGCACUAAUAGCCCCAAGGACUCAAAGUGGGCCUACCAAAAGCCCAGAGGAGGCUGUAUCCCCUAAGACUGAUAAAUCCUCCUCCCCAAAGCCCCUUAUUAGCACAACAACCACCCACACAGCUGCCGGUAAAUCUGAGCAGGGACAUUCCACAUUUUCCUCGGAUGUGGGGGUCCCAGAGAGUCAACAACGGACAAGUGCAGAUGGGGAGAAGGUUCUUGCCUGUGUGGUUAAGCCCAGCAGGGUUUUGUCUCAAGAUUCAGAGUCUAUGGUGCAAGAGAAGGUCUACCUCAACAAAGGACCUACUAUACCUAAGCCCUAUGCCUCUCCCUCUUUGCCAAGAUCCUCCGGAACACCCUCUCAGAGCCCGGAUGCCAUCUGCCGGACAUCCCUUGUUGGCAUGAGUCAGCAGGCUGUAAGGCAAGGGCAACCCGGGGGGGCCCCGGUCCUGGAGAGGGCCCAUCAUGGCAGGAGUCCCAUGGGGGUGAGCGAUCUUCGGGCAGCCUUGAGGGGCAGAUGCCUGGAGAGGGAUGUACUGAGGACCACGGUCACCCUGCAUCAGCCUGUUGAGCUGAAUUGGGAAGAUGAGCUGGUGUUUACAGUGGUGGAGCACCUGCCCAUAGGCCUGAUCCCAGAUAAUGGGCGGCCCUCCAGCAUCAGCAGCUUCAACAAUGACUGCUCCCUUCAGGCCCUGGCCUCAGGCUCCAGUCCUGUCAGCAUCAUUAGCAGCAUCAAUGAUGAGUUUGAUGCUUACAUGGCACAAGAGGGUGUAUCUGGGGUGUGCUCUGAGGUGACCACAGCCUCACAGGAGGAGCUAUUUGCCCAUCAUGGUAGCAGACAGUCUUCCAUCGGCUCCUGGCAGAGAGAAGUGAGCGUGUGCUCACUGGACAGCGAAGGCACCCAUUCGUCAGGUAGAUUAUUACAGAGAGAUAAGUGCAUGACCCCGGAGAACACCUCUAUACUGUCCUCCCCUGUUAUAUUCCAGAGGAAGCCGUUCUUGCAGCAUGGUGGCAUGUGCUCCCUAAAUGAGUUGGACAGUGACCCCGCCACCCCAAGCAAGCUCUGCCUAACUAAGUGCCCACCUUCUCCUGACUCUACCAAAGCAUCUCUCAGAGGCUCUAAAGAGAAAGCCAACACACUGAACAACUCAGCAUCUUCUCAGAUCCCACACCAUGCUGUUCACUCCAGUCUUCCCAGGAAAACCAAGCCUACCUCAUUAGUUGCUCCAAGCUGCAGCAGGCAGGAAGGCAAGCAAGACGACCUCUGUUUGCGAGGAGGCAGCCAUUCAGAUCCUAGAGCACCUGAAUCCACUGUGACGAGUAAGCCACCAAGAAUAGGCAUGAGUGGCAUCUCUUCCAGGAAGCUGGGAGGAAACGGCAACAGUGUACCUCGACCACCAAAGGAACAGGUAUCCUCCUCGACUCAGAGGGUGGUUGACGGUUGUGAGAAGUCCAGCAGCAAGAAAGGAGAGACCAUGAGCAGGAUGCCACAUCUCAGGCGAGGUGCCACCACUCUUGGCACAGUCUUAGUCCCUCACAGUCCCUCUGAAUCAAAAUGGGGCCGCGAUGGCACUUCAGAAACUAAUAGUCUGAGAUUCUCCUCUUUGGGAAAGAGGGCAAAUGGACAGAAAAGCAGCAUGCUUCCAAAGUCUUGCUCCGGCAGCAUCUCUCCUCCUGCUCCACCUGUUCGCAAAUCAAGCCUCGAUCAAAAGACAAGGAUAGUCUUAUCUCCUAGUGCCUUAAGGGCAGCCAGCGAUGCUGCAAGGUCCUCAUUACCUAAAACAUCAGUCUCUGAGGAGGAGUUUGAUGUUCUAUUGAGAAGGGAUUUGUUUAGCUACAAAACAUCCAGCUUGAAGGCUGACCAUGGCUCAGCCAAGACCGCGUCAAGCCUGAGGACACGAGGAGCCAAAGGCGAUUCUGGAAGGUACUAUGGUAGCCUGAUGUCCUUGGAGAGAUGUGACAUUAUAACCUCAGUGGGGUCCAAUCCUGGUCUGUCGAGAGAGAAUAGUGGGUGUAGCUUAGGAGGCAAUGGAAAAUCCAAUAGAUCAGUGCCAAGACUUGGGGUCCCCACCUCCACACCCACUGCUACCUCUCCACCUUCCUCUAUCACCUUUGCAAUGACAAGCAAGUUGGGACAGCUCAAAGCUAAUGUCAGCCCCAGGAACAUUGUUUCCAGUGGAUCAAAGGCUCGAAUUUUGGCUGCCAGCAGUUCUAAGACCAUUAGCUCCUCCACCAAAUCCCUCGAUGCUCCAACAGAACACAAUGCCAGCCUACCUCCAACUGGGAAAUCCGUAGCUCGGUCUGUGGCAGGGGCCAAUGGCAAUGGCAAGCCUGGCAGGGGCACUAUCAUGGGCACCAAGCAGGCCAUCCGGGCUGCCAACAGCCGAGUUUGUGAGCUUGUGGCGGGAAGCCCAAGGAAACACCUAAGCAGGGGUUCAGAGGCUGUUGGGAACAACGAUAGCGGGGAAAGCAUCAGCGGGUCCCCUGCCAGCACGCCGCUACCCUCGCCCUAUAGCAAGAUCACAGCCCCGCGGAGGCCCCAGCGUUACAGCAGUGGGCACGGCAGUGACAACAGCAGUGUGCUCAGCGGGGAGCUGCCACCCGCAAUGGGGCGCACUGCGCUCUUCUACCACAGUGGGGGCAGCAGCGGGUAUGAGAGCAUGAUCCGGGACAGCGAGACCACAGGCAGCGCCUCGUCAGCCCACGACUCCAUGAGCGAGAGCGAGGUGUCCACCUCCAAUAGGAGUAGAGUGUCUAAAUCACCCAAGAAGAGAGGCAAUGGGCUCCUGCGGCGCCGUCUCAUCCCUGCUCCCCUGCCGGACACCACCUCCUUGGGCAGGAAUGCUGGCAUCCCGGGACAAUGGGUGGACCUGCCCCCCUUGGGUGGGACCUUGAAGGAGCCCUUCGAGAUCAAGGUGUAUGAGAUCGACGACGUGGAGCGGCUGCAGAGGAGACAAGAGGGUGCCACGGGGACAGAGCAGCUAUUCCAGGAUGUGGAAAGGGGCCUGCUGUACUUCAACGUCAGGCUGAGGAUGCUAGAGAAGAGGCAGCAGCAGAUCAGGGUGCUGAGGGCCAAGCACGAGAGCCUGAGGGGGGAACUGGAGGAUGCCAAGAGCAGGCUGAUGCUGGACCCCGGGAAGUGGACCGGAGAGUUUGAGGUGGACCAGGAUCUGGACAUGGAGUCCCAGGAGUACCUGGAGGCUUUGGAGCAGGCCACGGGCGAGCUAGAGUACUGUGUCAACCUAUGCAAGUCACACGUCAUGAUGGAGACCUGCUUCGACAUCGUGGUAUCGGCGACCACCGUCGCGCAAGGGGAGCAACAGAAAGGAGAGCCUGCGAGACUGAUAAGAGUCAAAGGAGGAAAGAACGCAGAUGGGAAAGAGGACGAAUGUGAAAGUCAACCGGUGUAGGUUACAGAGGUUAACAUAUGAAGAGGAUGGUGUGUGCUACUUGUACCGUAGAGAGAGCCUGGCUUCGAUCAGAGUACAAUUAAAAGGAACUUUGGACAAACUUUCUCCAUUUCCUGUGGGAGGAAGGAUAGUUUGAACUGAGGAUGACCGAACAACUUUGUCACUGUUACCAGGAAGUGCCUUGAUCUGACUGAUUCCAAGGGAAUAUCGUUUUUUUUCUGAUCGGUGCUAGUCUUAAACAGCUUACCUGAGCAAACUCUAAAUGUAUUCUUUAUGCGACAUUUUUUAUUUUGUAAUGUUGUAUAGUGUAAUUAUGAUUACAAAAUAUGUAAACAAACCAUAAAUAAAAUGAAAGAAAAGCAAGUUCAUUAUUAUUGCAUACCCAAACCUUUGCCUUUCUUUGUGUUCAAAAUGUUUUACAGCCUUCUAUCUCAGUAGUGAGAAGUUAUUUUGGCCACUGAGUUACCUUUGGGCUAGAACAAACCUUACGCAAAUCUUUAUGUCCGUUCUCAAUGUCUGCAAUAGAAGAAGGUUGUCAGGAAUGAUUUGGGCUCAGAACUGAUUUGGGGUUAUAAACUCAGUUGCAGUCAAUUGUGCAGAAACAUUUACAAUCCAUACAGACGAAUGGCACGGUCUCUUAUAUACUGAACAAAAAUAUGAAUGCAACAUGCAACAAUUUCAAAGAUUUUACUGAGUUAU